AUGCGACAGCCCAAGUAUCAGCCUACGAAACCAGUGGAUUCUGCUAAGAAGAAGAACUCUGUUCCUGCUCUCAUCAAUAUCGCUUCGACCCUUGUCACCCCUGCCGACACUAGCAACGAAAUACUUCCGGGAGCUUGCACCGAUCUUCCACCUCUUCUUUACAGGUGGAGUUGUAUCGAUUCGCAGGGAGCCAACUCGAAGGACCUCCUCGUCUCCGGGUUAUUUGCGAAUGUGUUUCCUGAGAUCUACCGACCUGGCGAUAUCUCGGAGGAGCAGUUCAAGGCUUGCAUCGAGCAACACAUCACUAAGAAAAUGGUCAAGUCACCCUUCAUCUCGACAUUUGCAACCUUGCUCGGCCCGAUUCACCGGGCCCUACGCGCCGGCGACGGCGCAAUCGUGUCCGUAAUUGAUUCCUCGAAACUGGCUACUGCAGCAUUCUCGGCAAAGUCGAUCGUUGUUAACUCUGGAAUCCAGUUCAAACGAUACAAGGGUUACAGCGAGUUCCUGAUCUGGGGAUAUGUGCCUACUCAGGCGAUCGUCGCCACGGUGAAAGUGAGCGACCUAGAGACAAUUGCUUCGACUCACUGUCAGAUUGGCGAGCUUCUUCAGCUGCCGAAGAUACGCGAGGAGGACAACAUUCGGCCUGCCCUGCGCGCUACACUAGCGAAGUCGUUUCCGAGUCUCGAGGCUGGGCAAAUCGUCGGAAAGUUUCUAGAGCUCCUUCAAAUUCCUGAUGCCUACCGCACCGAUGUGGCUCUGACACUUGCCAAGUCGUGGAAAUGGCGCCUGGAGGGACCGAAAGCACACUUUCUUCGUGGCGUGGACACCGUUAGCCCCAAUCUGCCCGAUACUAGCAUCGGUAUGGAUGUGUAUUCCCCUGAUAGCGCCGCGGAUUUCAUUGAUGACCGGGAUGAAGAGUCUCCCAUAGCGUCCGACAAGGAGUUCCUACCCAACGAGUCUGAGGCCGAAUGUGAUACAGCUGGUUCGAGUUCCGGGUCAGACACGGACGAAAAGACUCGGCGCAAGCGAGCACAAAGCUCCGCCACUUCAGCCUAUGAUACGGCCACUGAAUGCACAUUCUCUGUUCAUUAUGAUGAUGAUGAUAGCUCGACCCAUGUCUCGGUGCUUGUCGACAAAGCCCUUGAAGAGGUGUUGCUUGGAACUGAAGAAGCCGACGAUGGCUCAGCACUUCUCGAUGAAGCCCUCGAAGAACUGUUUUUUGGCACGAAAGAAGUCGAAGACGGGUUCUUCAACUACCACACAAACAAUGAGUACGAACAUGAAUCGAUGGAGAUGCCAAUGCCCGAUGGUGUUCGGGCAAACCUCGCAACUAUUGCAGCUGUUGCCGAACAGACACGCAUCAGGUCCGUGCUCCGUUCUUCUUUCAAUGAUGACAACGAUUCUGUACGUGUUGAGCCUUCCAUGUCCGAGUCGUCCGAAUCUCCCGAGUCGCUUGUUGACACCCCGUGCCCUCCGGAGCGUCCUCUGACUGGGCCCUUGAUAAUGGAGCGCUAUCGUAUGUUUUCGGGGUGGGAGAGAAUUGAGUAG
This is a messenger RNA of Penicillium riverlandense, 1548 nucleotides long. RefSeq lists its product as uncharacterized. NCBI's taxonomy places the organism in Eukaryota, Fungi, Ascomycota, Eurotiomycetes, Eurotiales, Aspergillaceae. The record is from RefSeq and is a predicted model, not a curated record. The transcript has 2 exons. The coding region runs from base 1 to 1548 and encodes 515 amino acids.